AAGUACUUUAACCCAACUCCUCUUGGUCUCACACUGACACUCUAACAGGUUCGAGGGAGAGGAGCAAGCAAAGGGUGGGGUGCAGGUCUUCCUCUUUAGCGGAGCCAUGGAAAGCGAUGACGACGUUGACAUGCACGCAGCCGACGCCAACGAAGAAUUGGAUGACAUGAAGAAGCGCUUGAAAGAGAUGGAGGAUGAAGCUGCUGCUUUGCGAGAGAUGCAGGCCAAGGUCGAGAAGGAAAUGGGAUCUGUUCAAGAUCCUGCAACUGCUUCUGCGAGUCAGGCCAAUAGAGAGGAAAUAGAUUCUCGAUCAGUCUUUGUAGGCAAUGUGGACUAUUCAUGCACUCCUGAAGAAGUGCAACAGCAUUUUCAGUCUUGUGGAACAGUAAACAGAGUCACCAUUCGAACUGAUAAGUUUGGCCAACCCAAGGGUUAUGCUUAUGUUGAGUUCCUUGAGGUGGAAGCUGUUCAGGAGGCCCUUUCGUUGAAUGAAUCUGAACUUCAUGGGCGCCAAUUAAAGGUGACAGUUAAAAGGACCAAUAUACCAGGGAUGAAACAGUAUCGUUCCCGCCAGGCGAAUCCUUACGCUGGGGGCUUUCGAGGCAGAACCCCAUAUGCACCUCCCUUUAUCUAUUCUCCAUAUGGAUAUGGAAAGGUCCCAAGGUUCAGAAUGGCAAUGCGCUACAGCCCCUACUAUUAACUGUCCAAUUCGGGUAGGAUGGACUAAACUAAAUGACUCCCUUCUACUCCUACGUAGUGUCAUGGUCAGAGUUUUGGCCAUUGAACAUGGGGGAGGGAAAAUCCAACCAGUUCUGUGAGGAUUAAGCGUUUAUUUAUCAGCCAACCUUGUAAAAUUGUGGUGUUUGCAAUUGCUUUGCUUUAGUAUUGUUAUAUUAUAUUGGAUUAAGUUCGUGUAAAAGUUUCCUUCGCAAGUGUGAUUAAUACAUGGGUUUUGGGUUUUA
Messenger RNA from Vigna umbellata (rice bean), 962 nucleotides. RefSeq names its product polyadenylate-binding protein 2-like. Lineage: Eukaryota; Viridiplantae; Streptophyta; Magnoliopsida; Fabales; Fabaceae. The record is from RefSeq and is a predicted model, not a curated record. Gene Ontology annotation, molecular function: poly(A) binding.